This is a messenger RNA of Rotaria sp. Silwood1, 429 nucleotides long. The record is from the annotation of a GenBank genome assembly. Lineage: Eukaryota; Metazoa; Rotifera; Eurotatoria; Philodinida; Philodinidae.
AUGGCUGCUAAACGAGCUCAAGCUACACUGGAGGAAGCUGAAAGACAGUGGAUGCUUGUAAUGGAAAGAAGUGCCGUCAGAAGAGCUGCCUUCACACCAGAACAAGCUGAACGAGAGCGUACCCUUGUGCGAGAACGAAGUGCAGCUAGAAGAGCUGCCUUAACACCACAACAAGUUGAUCGUGAACGUACUGUGGCCCGAGACAGAAGCUCAGCUAGAAGAGCUACUUUAACAUUGAAAGAAAUCGAAAAACAACGAGAGGAAACUCGUGAGAAAGUUGCAGCGUGGAGAGCUACUCUUACACCGAAAAAAAUCCAGCUACAACAAACACUUGCUACUGAACGAACUAUGAGUAAACGAACUGCAGCAUCACCAAAUGAAGCCGAAGAACAGCGCGUAGUAGCUCGCAAAAAAAGUGCUGCAAGAUGA